UGUGGUGUUGUUUGUCCCGCUAGGCUUGCCGUACGAAUUCCAAUGCAGCUUUUCCGGGUAUGGUUUGCUGCACUUUUUUUUUUUGUCAGAAUUCUGAAAAUUUUAGAACCCAACAUAGUAAAGCCUCGACAUGGUGCGCCGCAUCAUUACUUUCUUGGAAUAACGCAUCAUAAAAGUCCCCGUGUUCGUCUCGGUGUACGUCGCAGUUUAGUGUAUCUUAGCGUAGUUUGCUAGCAGCUAACGAAGGGACACGUUUGUUAGCAACACAAAAGCAGAGAUCAACAGUGAGUUGAUUGUGAGGCCAAAUGUGUGCAAGAACAACAGCAGAAUACCUGGACCAACUUUCGGGAACCAAAAUGGAGAAGAAGCGACAACGUCGACUACUGGAUGCUGGUUUCGAGAAGCUUCGAGUUGUGUUAAACAGAGAAGGCGUCAGUGACUACUAUCUUCACCCUGAGCGACAGCAGCCAGAGCCCCCUGUCAGAGAGGAGCCAGAUCCCCCCAACAUUAAAUUGGAAGAAGAACCACAGGCCCUCAACUUUAAAACAGAAGAAGAGCCCCCCAGCAUGAAAGCGGAAGAAGAGUCGGAGCCCCCCAGCAUUAAAGUGGAAAAUGAACCAAUGCCCUGUCACUUUAAAGAGGAAGAGCAGCAGUAUCAGGUCGCCUUGUUGCUUUUGCCUGUUGUGAUUCUGACGCGUGCAGAUGUCGGUCAGGGCGAAAGAGGGGAGAACACAAAGGCCAAACCUCCGAGCAGCAUUUCGAGCGAACACAUGACGGCAGAAGGCGAUGGAGAGCCCUCUGGACCAUCCCAAGCACACGGCAUUCGAGAGAGGGAGGAUGUGACGUCGCACUCUUCUGGUGGCGAACACUCCACAGAUGAAACGAAACGUCACACCGACGACAAGCUCUGGAAAGGUCCUCCCCAAUCACACGGGCCGAAGCCGAGUCCUGGAACGAGCGACUCUGUUUUUGUUCGCGCGUCCCAAAAAAUAAGCCACAAACGAGUCUACAGCAAGAGACAUUAUUGCUUGUAUUGUUGGAAGCCUUACGCAAAGAUGGCUCGACACCUGGAAGGCGCGCAUCACGAUAAGGCCGACGUGGCCACGGCCCUCGGCUUUCCGAAGGGGUCGAAGGAGAGAAAAAAGCAGCUGGACUACAUCCGCAACCGGGGCAACUUUGCACACAAUACUGCCGUCUUGGAGUGCGGCAAGGGGGAGCUGGUGCCGUUCAAGCGACCGCCUAAAGAAGCGCAAGGAAGCAAUUUCAUGCACUGUUCGUACUGUCGAGGGCUUUUCUCCAGGAAGGUCUUGUGGCGACAUUUGCAGACGUGCGGUUUCAAACCCGCGUCCGUCCCCGGCAAGUCGGGGAAGAAGCGGGUGCAGUCGCUGUGUGGUCCCACGCCUUCCCACGUGAGCGAGGAACUGCGGGGCGUCAUCGGCGCCAUGAAUCGAGACCCCAUCACGGAGAUCAUCCAAAACGACAAGGUCAUCAUCGACAUGGGGCAAGGCCUGUUGAACGGCGGCGGAACGUGCGACAAGAAUCUGGAGCUUGUGAGAGGCAAGUUGAGACAAAUGGGGAGGCUGGUCGCAAGAGCGAGGACGAGCACCUCGGUGGAAAAAUUUGAGGACUUCAUCGAUGCGCAGAGAUACGCCGAGACGGCCGAAGCUGUGAAGGUGGCGUGCCGCUACGACGGCAAAGCCGGGAAGGGCGUCAACCCAACGCUGGCCAACAGACUCGGCGACGACCUGCUGGAGGCGAGCAAAUUGUUGCAAGUCAAAGGUUUAAUGGCGGGCAACCCGGCGCUGGUCCAGAAAGCCACCGACUUCCAAGAAGUCCAUCGGGAAAAGUGGGCACAAGUUAUCGGGACUCCGGCGCGGAGGAGCGUCCGGGAGUCUCGAUGGAACGUGCCGGCCGUUUUGCCUUUCACCGAAGACGUUCGGAAACUGCACGCGCAUCUCGACCGAACGCAAGACGACUUGUGCAAAUCUCUCGCCCGACGUCCUUCCGCCGAGGGCUGGGAGCAGCUGUCCAAGGUGUGCCUGAGCCAGGUCACGCUUUUCAACCGACGCAGGGAGCGAGCGGUGGCCAAAACGCCCUUGGCGGCGUUUUUGGCGCGGGACGUCGCCGGUCCGCACGAGGAUGUUGACUGGGCGCUCUCCAGAGCGGAGAGGAAACUCUGCCGGCGCUUCACCAGGGUCGUCUUCACGGGCAAAUCUGGCCGACCCGUUCCGAUUCUCCUGACGCUGAAAAUGCUGCGUGCCAUCCAACUGCUGGUGUGGCUGAGAGAGCAAUGCGGUGUUCUCGAAGGCAACCCGUACGUCUUCGCGAGGCCCGGCGUCCUGACGCACGCCCACGGUUCCAAUUGCCUGCGCGGCCACGCGAAGCUUUGCGGCGCCAAGUUCCCCGCCUCGCUGACGUCGGCCAGGACGCGGCAGCACGCGGCCACCUUGUCCACCGUGCUCAACCUGACCGACCACGAGAUGCUCCAGCUACCGCGCGUUCUCGGGCACGACAUCGCCGUCCCGCCCGAGUUCUCGCGAGUCCCGGAGACGACCGUGCAACUCGCCCAGAUCGGCAAAGUUUUGAUGGCGCUCGAACGAGGACGAUUGGCGGAAUUCCGGGGACAGAACUUGAGUCAAAUUGGAAUUCAUCCACAGGAAAAAGUUUUUGACAGCUGCGAUGACGAUGGUGAGAUCAUUGUUGUGGACAGCUGCGAUGACGACGGUGAGACCAUCGCGGCGGUAGAAGCCUGUUCGACCGCUGCCGGGACGGUGACCACAGCUCCGGGGGCAAGUUCCACUCCCAUUGAUGGUCAAGCACCGCAGAAGAAGAACAAACGUUGGAGCCACCAUGAAGUCCAGGCGGUGAAAAAGCACAUGAGUCGUUUCAUCGCCUCUUACAUUGUCCCAACAAAGUACGACUGCGACAAAUGUUUAAGGGCCGAACCGGAAGCUCUCAAGAACCGCAGCUGGCAAAGUGUGAAAUUCUACGUGUACAAUCGCAUUCAGGCCAAGAAAAGGAAAACGCUGUGUGAAUAAUGUCGGGAGCUGAAGUCAAUAAAAGUUGUCUUUGAUAC
Messenger RNA from Hippocampus zosterae (dwarf seahorse), 3076 nucleotides. RefSeq lists its product as uncharacterized. Bases 306 to 3038 code for a protein of 910 amino acids. The record is from RefSeq and is a predicted model, not a curated record. NCBI's taxonomy places the organism in Eukaryota, Metazoa, Chordata, Actinopteri, Syngnathiformes, Syngnathidae. The transcript is spliced from 4 exons.